AGUGUAUCAGCUGUCAUUGUCAUUGAAGACACGGGGCAUGCAGUUGCUCGUUGACAUAUAUAUCUACAAGUUGACUAUGUAGAUUACAACUCUCAUACAGUGAUACAGUGUUACGUGGGAGAGAGAUCGGGUUGGCGAGUAUCGUAUUUACAGAUCGGGUUGGUGAGUGUUCUCUAUACAGUUCGGGUUGAAAAAAAGCUCGACUAUGAUGGCGGAACCAGCAGAUACUGACCGUUCUGAAACAGAACCUGAGACAGAUACGAUUGGUGUAGAUGUAUUCAGUAGAGCCAUACUAAGCUUGGUAAAGGAAAAAGAACUAUUGCCUGAAAAGCCUCACACUGUUUAUGAACGAAUUAGUGGUGAAGAAGAUGAAGAAGAAGAGGAUAUGCGCAAGGAACCCAAACAGGAUGAGGAAUCCCCAUAUUUGUCCUUUAAAACAUGUCUCAAAGACUGCUUCAGGGAAGAUAUGAAGAACAUGGUGCAGAGCAUGAGGAUAUCGCAGAUCAGUGAGAAGAUCCAGCAAAACACGCCACCCCCAUUGCCUCCUCCAAGACUUGGUGCCAAACCAAAGGUUACAAAUGAACACCAGGCAGACGCAGAUGUCCCGACAGAGUACGAACCAGUGACUAUGCUUGUCAUGCAUAACGAGGAUAGCAAUAAGCUAUCCCACCUUAAACAGUCCGAUACUUGUAGGAAGAGGCUGACAGAUAUCCUCAAGAAACACCGAGCAGCUAUACAGUGGGCCAACGUAACAGCCGACCGCAUUGUUGCACUGGAAACAAAGGAAGGCCCGCGAAUUUCAUCUCAGCUAGACAUACAGUUGUGGAGAGAAAGUGCUGAGUCAGCAAUAAAGGGUUUCCUUGACGACAUCCUGGUGUUGAAGGUUCCACUUAUGCCAAGGACAUGUGCCAAAAUAAAGAAUUCCGAGUUCCCAAUACAAAAUCCUAACCCAGAAGAAAUGAGUAUUACGCUGUCCAACGAUCUGGUUACCCUGGUUGGGUCUCAUACGCAUGUACAUCAGGUAGCUGAGAACAUCACGGAACUAGUUCGGAAGGUCGAAGGGGACAUAGACAAAGAAAUGCUUCCAGUUGCUCAACAGAAGCUAGUCGUUACAGAACUGAAACCAUGGCAGUUCAAGUAUUUGCAGAUCAUCGAGUGUUCGGUCUUUCUGGAAAAUAAAUACCUGGGUCUUACUGUAGAGAUCAACGCAGAAGGUGGAAAGGUUACCAUAUCUGGUCAAGGAACAGACAUAAUGAAUGCAAGGAUUAAAAUUGAAGAAACCCUUAAAAAGGUUCGGAGUUCAACUCUCCCGAACGUGCAUAAGAUUUUGCUGUUCGCGUUCACUCGUGUGGAAUUCCAAAAUUACAUUCGGGGCAAAUUCGCGGCCAAGGAUCUGCGUGCAGUGAUCGAGGUUCUCUCGGGCGAACUUUGGAUUCACGCGGGCGAUUCGGCGACGGCCUCGGCUGCAUCCACAACGAUCAUCGAGUCGGUGAAGGUGACCUACCUGAAGACGGACAUGUUAACACGGGGAAAAUGGAAGACGCUCAUCGAGGACAUACACCAGAGAGUUAAAGAGCCGUUUAUCAUCGACAGAUUAAACGAAGACGAACCUGCCGUUAUGGCCUGUGCUGCUGAGGUUCAGGAGACUGUCAUGAAGAUGUUGAAAGAAGCGGCUGAAAGAAGCAGUAUGUACGAGAGGAAACUCAUCUUCGAGAGAGGGAUAUUCCUUGCCAUUACCCGCUGUUGUUCUGCUUCCAUUGAAACUAUUAAGGCCAAAUAUGAGGUGGAUGUUUCUUUUGAUCAUGCCUCUUUCUUGGUGAAGGUUGUUGGACCAAAAUCACAGCUUAGCAGUGCCAUAGGCGAGUUGCAGUCGUUGAGUGAUGACGUUGUCGUGAAGUAUUCCAGUUUGGAUAAACCGGGUGCUGUGGAAUUUCUCAAGUCCCCAUCAGGGAACAACAUGAUGAAGGUGGCUGAAGAUGCACAUGCUUGUGUAAUAGAUAUUGAGGAAGAUACGCCUCCUAUAGGUUCAAGGUCUAAUGAGGAAAUUGGAAACGUUUUGAAGGCCAAGGUGACAGUUGUCAAAGGGGAUAUCACCAAACAACUUGUGGAUGUGAUCGUGACGUCCGCCAGUAAGAACCCUACAUAUAAGGAUGGAACACUAAUAAAAGCAGUAUCGGUGGCGGCAGGUGCCGGCCUUCAGAAGGAAUACAAGAAGAAGGUUUCUAAAGGCGUGGCAUACGGGCAACUUACUGUGACGUCAGGCGGAAAUCUUAGGUGCAAAAGUGUCUUCAAUUGCUGUCUUCCUGCCUGGGACACGGUGAAGGGGAACAUUAAGGUCUUCCAGAAAGCAGUUUUGUCUUGCCUUGAAACGGCCAACGUCUCCAACUACACUAGCAUAGCGUUCCCGACGAUGGGUUGCGGUCGACUCGGAUACCCUCCUCAUUUAGCUGCCAAAGCUCUGUUCGAUGCAUUCUCCUUGUUUGAAAGGACAACCAAGAGUGGCUUACAGGAAAUAAAUAUCCUGGUCUACGGCACAGAAGAAAAGAUAUAUAAGAUAUUUGAGAAUGAGAGAAACAACAGGCUCCUUGGAACAGUUAAACGGUCGAAGGAUGUUGGUGAUGGAGAUGUCACGGGUGUCGAGAUUACAGUCAAAGUCGGCGAGCUGUCCAAAACCAUGGCAGAUGUCAUAGUGAACACGACCAACAAGGACUUGAGACUCAGCCAGGGAGCGGUUUCCAUGGCGAUAUCUACAGCAGGGGGCCCUACCAUACAGAACGAGUGCAACAGCCGUUACCGCAAGGGCAUCAAAUUCGGCGAUGUCGUGGACACAGGGGGAGGUAAUCUACGCUGCAAGAAGGUGUACCACACAUGCCUCCCAAAGUGGGAGGAUUCAAGCGAUGCUUUACAGUUUUUGAUAAAGACUGUGGACGCGUGUUUACAACGAGCACCUUCCAGAGGCUACGGGACCAUCGCUUUCCCGGCCCUCGGGACCGGCAUACUACAGUACCCACCCGAGACAGUAGCCCGGGUGUUCAAAGAGAGAAUAGCCGCUUUCUCCACAGAUAACCCACUGACGUGUCUGAGGGAAGUGAUCAUUGUAUUGUAUCACAAGGAUGCGAAAACAACAAAGGCUUUCAAUGAAGCGUUCGACAGCGACCCGAGUAUGAUCAGAGAACCAACGACCAUGGAUAGGACGAACAGUGAAGAAUUUUGGAUUGACCCCCUCAGGAUUGAGGUGAAAGUAGGAACUCUGCACACGGAAAAAGUGAACACAAUCGUGGUGCCAACUGACAACAAGGUGUCACUGCGUGGCCAAGUGGCAUUUCUGAAGUCCGAGUUUGGGCCUGACUGUAUGGUUGGAAGUGACCGAGCAAAUAUCACAAAAUCCGGAGCUGUCGUCGUUCCUGCUCAAAAUAUGUCCUGCACGAACGUCAUGCUUGUGUCUACGGAAUAUUUCAAGAACAAUGUAGAGGAGGUGAUCAAAAAGUGCUUCAGAAAGGCAGAAAAGGAGAAAAUCAUGUCACUCGCAAUUGGCCACGUUAUUCCAGAGCAAGACGACGACGCUAAGGUAUUCGCCACUGGCAUGGAGAGGGCCAUCAAACGACACAAGACUAACCUGAAGGUCCUUAGUGAUGUUCGGAUCCUCCUCAACAACACAGAACAAAAGUCCACAUUUGAUUCCAUUUUCCGACAGAACGUUGGUCGCCCAGCUAUGAGGAAAUCUUUUGUGCUGUCUCAUGAAGAUGAGUUGUCUUCACGCUCCAAACCACAAAGAUACCAAAGUAAGUCCAUGAGGUCGGAUGAUCCGUGCCUGCUUCCACUGCCGCGACUGCGUCUAUUGGCCGUGACCAAAGAGCACCUUGAAAACUGCAUGGACACUGUCUCCGUCAUCUUGCUGAACAAUGUUGUGUCAGAUAUACAGACAGGUUCGGCCAUUGAAACUCUUCCUGACGACAAGGUGCCACGCGUGACCUCCCUCUGCGCGGAUCUGCACGUGCUGGCGCAGGUAGACAAGAGCAACGGGAUGGUCCACUUCCACGGCUCCAGAGAAGACGUCAUGGCAGCGAAGAGAAAGACUCAUGAAUAUGUCCAAGGUCUAAAUACGAAGCACCAGACACGGGAACGAGCCGAAACGAUUCAGACCAACGUCCAGUGGUGGUACAUGACCACUCCGGGAGGGGAACUCAAGGCCUUCCCUCAGUGACCAACAUGCUGCUGGAGCAGGCCUUCAAGGAAGAUUUCCCAUCGGCUACCUUCAAAGUCUCGGGAGGCAUGGUCACUGCUGACUUCCGUACAAAUCGGUUCCACAUGUCGCCUACAGAGUCGUUGAAGAUGUCUCGGGUUGAGAAGCGUGCUGCUUUGCCAACUCCACCUUCACACACGUUGUAGUCUGGCCUAUCAUGUGACAACUGGCAGUCAUCUUCGGGUCUACUGGGGACACUUAAAUGUCUGGUUUAUCCUGGACUCAAAUGAACAUUUAAGUUGCUAGGGUACAACGACCUUUCUCUUUGGGAUCUUUGAAAGACUAACAUGGAGAGAAGGCCUUCGUUACUUGUCAGUAUUUUCUUAAACGGAAUAUUUUGAUAUUUCUUGAUUUGAAAUCUGAUAUGUCUGUCUCUUGUUGAAUCAUUGAUUAACUUUAUUAGGUUAACAUAAACUCACGGGCGAAAAAACGUCACCAAAAUGAUUAUUUUUAUCUUUUAUCGUACACUAAGUGAUUAUUCAUAU
Molecule: messenger RNA, 4728 nt
Organism: Haliotis rubra (blacklip abalone)
Lineage: Eukaryota; Metazoa; Mollusca; Gastropoda; Lepetellida; Haliotidae
Exons: 19
Coding region: 206-4204 (1332 amino acids)
Biological process (GO): negative regulation of gene expression
Cellular component (GO): nucleus; cytoplasm
Molecular function (GO): transcription corepressor activity
Source: RefSeq, a predicted model, not a curated record